Quercus lobata is the source of this 1579-nucleotide messenger RNA. RefSeq names its product protein SAWADEE HOMEODOMAIN HOMOLOG 2-like. The record is from RefSeq and is a predicted model, not a curated record. NCBI's taxonomy places the organism in Eukaryota, Viridiplantae, Streptophyta, Magnoliopsida, Fagales, Fagaceae. Gene Ontology annotation, molecular function: chromatin binding. The transcript has 9 exons. The coding region runs from base 326 to 1099 and encodes 257 amino acids.
AUGAACAAAAAAAGAAAAAAAAGAGUCCUGAGUUUGGAGUCCUGUAGUACUGUUUUUUUUUCCCUUUUUUGGGCUCAAUGCACUGUUUUGUUUGUGUUGAUUAAUCAAUCAAUUCACUAUUGAAUGUUGAUUGGUACGGACACCAACCAAAAAGGGUACACAAAGAAUUAAAACCCAAAAUAGAAAGAACUCAAAAAGGCGCUUAAACUGUAGAGCCAGCAAGACAGCCUUAAAAGUAGUUCUUCUAGGGUUUCUAACCAAACAGAACUUAAGGAGAGAAAGAGAGAAUAUUCAAACUUAGGGCUUUUCACAGAGAGAGAGAAUCAUGGGCCGUCUUCGUCCAAGAGAAAGGCCAGCCUUUUCUGGCUUUACAAAGGCUGAGAUUGAGAAAAUGGAAAAAUUGCUAAAGGAAUCAGGAGAACAGUUGCUGAACCGAGAAAUAUGUCAAAGAAUUGCAAAAGGUUUUAAUCGCUCAUCUGGUCGUGCUGGGAAACCUAUUGUUAAAUGGAAUGAGGUACAUAGUUGGUUCCAAAAUCAGCAGCAAAAUGUACCGGAAGCCUCUAAAAAUCUGCCCGUGCUCCCAAAAGCUAGCCCUUCUAAUGGGACAGAUGAAAACUUGGAAAGGCCUAAAGAAGAUAGUUCAAAAGCAGGAGAAAGAAUCCCAGAUAGUUUAGAAGCAGGCAAAAGGAUCCCAGCCUUAUUAGAGUUGGAAUUUGAGGCAAGGUCAUCAAAAGAUGGAGCAUGGUAUGAUGUUGAUGUGUUCCUUGCCCACAGAUUUCUUUCUGGUGAAUUUGAAGUUUGUGUCAGAUUUGUUGGAUUUGGUGCUGAGGAAGAUGAGUGGGUCAAUGUGAAAAAGUCAGUGCGGCAACGCUCUAUUCCUUUGGAGCAUUCAGAGUGUCAUAAAGUGAAGGUUGGGGACCUUGUCCUCUGCUUCCAGGAGAAAAGAGAUCAAGCAAUCUACUAUGAUGCUCAUGUUUUAGAAAUCCAAAGGAGACUGCAUGAUAUAAGGGGUUGCAGGUGUCUUUUCUUGCUUCGAUAUGAUCAUGACGACUCUGAGGAACGAGUGCGUUUGAGGAGAUUAUGUCAUGUGCUGCGCUAAUAAUUUUUGGUAAUUUUUGAGGUCACUUUGUCUGCGAGUUGCAUGGGAAUAUGGAUACUCCAAGGGGCAGUUUACUUCAAGGAACAAUAUAUGGAUACCAGGAAACCAAUGUGGGGGGUAAUCUUUUGCUCAGUCUUUUUUAUGCCUCAAGCUGAGUAAGGAUAUGAGAACUCGAGGAAAAUAUACAUGGAAGCUUGUGCUGAUGUGAUUACCAUGUAUCUGUUGUUAUGAUCGCAACUGUACCAAUGGAAAGCACAUCUGCAAUCGCAAUAGCCUUUACUAGUGUACCAUUUUACCAUAUUUUCCCCCACAUUCACGUUAUUUCGACCAUUCCAUGUAACGGUUCUAAUAUGAGAUUGCCUUUACUGAUAAUGAAAUUGGCCUAGAGCAACCCCUCGCACUUGUGGGUCACAGUAUAAUCUUUGGUGAAAAUACUAUUUUGGGAUAAUUGUUAAUUUUGGUUUUACAUUUUGGUAGUAA